AUGCCAGUUAUCUGGAACGAUGCGGCUAGGGCCAAGCUCUUGAUGGCCAUCGUGAAGACAAGCGGAGGGAAGAUUGACUAUAAGGGCAUCGUCGAGUUUAUGGGCCCCGAGUAUAAUGCGAAGUGCAUUCAGAACCAAAUCCAAUUCAUCAAGAACAAGGCCAAUGGAGACAAGGCUCCCGGCUCUACUCCUUCCACGCCAACAAAGGGUGAAAAGAAGGGCAACUCCGCUGCUGGCUCCGUCAAAACUCCAACUAAAUCUCCAGCAUCUGCCAAACGCGGGCACGAGCAAGCUGUCGGUCCCGAGUCUGAAACUACCAUUAACACCCCAAGCCCCGCCAACAACCGUCGCACCAAGAAGUUGAAGACUGAAUGCAAGAAAGAGAUUAAGAAGGAGAUCAAGUCUGAAGAGAACCCUCUCUAA
Messenger RNA from Microsporum canis CBS 113480, 423 nucleotides. RefSeq lists its product as uncharacterized. Bases 1 to 423 code for a protein of 140 amino acids. The record is from RefSeq and is a predicted model, not a curated record. Lineage: Eukaryota; Fungi; Ascomycota; Eurotiomycetes; Onygenales; Arthrodermataceae. The transcript has 3 exons.